AUGCUACAGGCUUCCGUCGCCGAUACUCCCCAUACAUGUGCGACGUGCGGGAAGCAGUACCAACGCACCAGCCAUCUUCGACGCCAUGAACUCACACAUGCUGGGGAUGCAGGAUUCCGCUGUCCCUUUUGCGACAAGGUGUUUGCUAGACGAGAUGUCUGCCGCAAACAUUCUCUCCACUGCCCUCUCAAGGGCGCCAAUGCCGAUCCUCCCCUGGCGAAACGCGGCCAGAAGCCUAGGGCAUGUGACGCCUGCUUCCGGAGCCGUCUAGCCUGCGACAAUGACCUGCCCUGCUCCAGAUGCCUGGGGCGGAGCCUGCAAUGCAGCUACGCGCGGCUGGUUGCCCCGCCGGUGCAAGAUGGGAACGCCAUCACCGGGCAGGCGACCAUUCAACGCUCUGCCGUCGCGGCAGUACAAGUCACCCCGCGCCGGAGGGCAGCUUUCCAGAUCAAGAGCAGCAGCCCCGUCGUGACCAUCGAGAACACCCAGGCAGCAGAGAACCAGAAACACCCACGGUACCAGCAGCUGCCGACGCCGACCACUCUCGCCAGCCCCAGCCCCACCACCACGCAGCGUGCAGACACACCCAGGGAGCCCGACGGCGACGAGAAGAUGGCGGCGGCGUCGUUCCUCCUCAGCUUGACCAACCCGCAGUCGGAAUCCAUGGUCAAGGCGCUGAUCAACGAGCCGGGCCGCGAUGAGGCCCCCGACGACACGUCCAUGACGGGCGGUGAAGUGGGCUGCACCGACAGCAACGACAGCAGCAGCCACCUCAUCCCUCCCGACGUCGACCUUACCGACGCCGUAGCCGAUGCUGCCCUGGUCACCGGCGCAGGGUUCUUCCCCUGGAGCAUGGGCCCGCAGCCGAUGGACCUGGAAGGAGGGUGCGAGUACGACUACAGCACGCCCGAGGCAGAGUCGCCACCGACCGGGCGGGGAGCCUGCUACAUGGCGCAGCAGACGGCAUGCGCAGUGGUGCUGGCGGCGCUCGAGGAGACGCACGCGCGGCUCGUCGGCGCCGGGGGUGGGGAGGAGUUUGCAUACGAAGGCGGCGGCACCUACACGCCUGAACUCGCGGCCGAGGUCCUGACCCCAGGGAACGUGCGGGCGUUUGUGGCGAGGUACUUUCGCAACGCGCACCUCGACUUCCCGCUGCUGCACCGCGCGUCGUUCGCCAUCGAAACGGCCGCGCCCGAGCUGCUGCUGGCGGUCCUGCUGUGCGGGUCGCUGUACAUGCCCCCUACGGACAGUGCGCUGUCGGCGCGGAGCCUAUUUCUUCUCGCCGAGGAGUUGGCGUUCAGGAGGUUGGCGGUCGGGCUGGCGGCGGCCGCGGAGCAAGCGGGUGGUGGUGGUGGUGUGGAUGGGGUCGGGUGUACGCCGAGGCUCUACGAGACGCUGCAGGCGGCGCUGAUCAUGCACGGUCUGCAGAGCACAAUGAGGAGCUCGACGGCGAGGAGGCGUAAUAGGACGGUCCGGCUGCCUGCUCUCGUGUCUGCAGUUCGAGUGCUCAGGUUGGCCAAAACAAAACAUGCAGUGCCGGAUUUGAUGAUGAUGUCGCCCGAGGCGCGUUGGGCCGAGUUUGUCCAAGCCGAAACUCGCAUCCGCAUAGCAACCUGGACACUCUUGUCCGACUGCCAACAGAGCGGCGUGUUUCACUGCCCACAGCUCAUGACGACCCUCGAGAUGACGGGGGAUUUGCCGUCCCUGCCUGAGCUGUGGAACACGGGAAGCCCUUCGGAACUGGACCAGGCCAUUUCCACCUUUGGCAAGGACGGCCUGGUCAGAGGCGCAUCGAUGCGCGUGGCUGUGGAAACCUUGAUGGCAGAAAGAUGGGACGGACCCGAAGCAUUCCCCGUCAAGCCGUUAACUCUACCAGACCUACAAGUGCUUGUAUUUGCCAUCCAUAGCACCUUGCGUAACGCCCGCUUCGCCUCGAUCCUCCCCGCCGCAGCGCCCGUCGUUGCCCGCGCCAUCGACCGCUGGCAGGAGCUGUGGGAACUGGCGGCGCGCGGGCUAACGGCCGAAGAGCUCAGCCGGCGCGGUCUGGUGCGGCACUCUGGGGAGCUGUGCUGGCUGGCCCGGAUGAUGCUCGACGUGUCCAUGUCGGAGGACGCCGAAAGGUCUUCGGCGUAUCUUCAGGACGUCGCGCACGACUCUCUCGAGGAGCUGCAUGCUUUUCUGAGGAGUUAUUGCUUGUUGGGUGACUGA
Pyricularia grisea is the source of this 2208-nucleotide messenger RNA. RefSeq lists its product as uncharacterized. The transcript has 5 exons. Gene Ontology annotation, biological process: regulation of transcription by RNA polymerase II; DNA-templated transcription. The record is from RefSeq and is a predicted model, not a curated record. Gene Ontology annotation, cellular component: chromatin. Lineage: Eukaryota; Fungi; Ascomycota; Sordariomycetes; Magnaporthales; Pyriculariaceae. Gene Ontology annotation, molecular function: DNA-binding transcription factor activity, RNA polymerase II-specific; RNA polymerase II cis-regulatory region sequence-specific DNA binding; zinc ion binding. Bases 1 to 2208 code for a protein of 735 amino acids.